Molecule: messenger RNA, 1701 nt
Organism: Oncorhynchus tshawytscha (Chinook salmon)
Lineage: Eukaryota; Metazoa; Chordata; Actinopteri; Salmoniformes; Salmonidae
Product: tumor necrosis factor ligand superfamily member 11
Exons: 4
Coding region: 203-1015 (270 amino acids)
Biological process (GO): immune response
Cellular component (GO): membrane
Molecular function (GO): tumor necrosis factor receptor binding
Source: RefSeq, a predicted model, not a curated record
UGUGUGUAUGCACGACGUUGUCUUUAACGGUAGCACACACACACUAGACUAAAGAUAUCUUUCGUCUGAUUGGCUGUCUCUCUACAGAGGGAGCCGCUAGUCUUCUGCCCACCCACUGUUUAUAGCUCUCCUCUGUCAGAAACUCAGAACUUCCUUCCUUCCAGUAAGAGUAGUCUAUUCAUCCAGAGCAACAGGACUCACCAUGGCAGCUAAUGAUUACCGAGGCUACCUGAGGAACCACGCCGACAUGGAGGGCGCUCAGUCCCGCUACCACCCGUCCCAUGGCUCGGAACCCAAAUAUAGACCGUUUAUAUUCGUGACUCUGGCUGUUAUGGGAUUGCUGCAGAUUGCAUCGAGUGUGGCGAUCUUGUUACACUUGACAGGUUAUCUCCAAGAGGUCGAUCUCUCCUCUGCAACGCAGCAGCCAAUGGAGGAAGUGCAGAUGGAACCCAUCAUGUUCGACGCCCUGAAGGACCCGAGGAAAGGCAGACAACGCUGCAAGAACCAGGGGAGGGAGGGGCUUCCAUCAGCUCAUCUACCAAUCAGAGCAACUAUAGACUAUGUGAAGAAAGGGGAGCUGAGAGCAGCUAUGAUCCAUUGGGAUGAGGCGCAGGGCCACCUGAAGAAGAUGCGUUACCAUGACGGCCGUCUUCUGGUGGAUGAGCCAGGCUUGUACUCCGUCUACGCCAAGACCUGUUUCCGCUACUACGACCUGGGACCUGACACAGAGCCUGGCGAUGCUACGCCCCAGGCCGUGGACGUGAACAACGCCCAGCUCAUCCAGUACAUCUCCCACGAGAAACACACGUCCCUGCCCAGCAAGUCUGUGGUGCUGAUGAAGACAGGCAGCACCAUGCGCUGGAAUAACUCCCAGUAUAACAUGUACUGUGCCCAGCAGGGCAGGGGGGUGAUGCUACAGCAAGGGGAUGGACUGUUUGUUAAUGUGUCCAAUGCCUGGAUGCUGGAUCCUGAACCAGAGGGGACGUACUUUGGGGCGAUCAAGAUAGGGAACUGAAACCGCGUACAGAGGAGGAGGAGGAUGUGCUACUGAAUGUUCUAUAGACGUAACUGCCAAAGAACCACUGAGAGAGAGACAGAGCACUUGUUGUAUGUAACAUUACUGAAUUUGUAUUUGAUUUGUUUGAGUUUUUUAUUGAAAGGAAUGGGCUAUGUUGCUCUUCACCAGAUAGAGAAUUAGGAUAUGCAGUCAUUUAAGUGAGGUGAUAUGGAUACCUCCGUUCACUCACUAGGCCUCAACAAAACCCAUAUGCCGUUCACACAGACUUAACCUGUUCCUUAUGGUUCAAAACUGCACAGGAUGCCUUUUAGUUCAACAUUUUAUAAAGUUGAUAGUUAUCAACCAUUUUAUAUUGUUGAUAUUUCCCAUUCCAGGGAGCACUUUUGAAAAAUGUUGUUACGAUGUGUUUUUAAAGUAUAGCAGUGUGGAUCCUAUCUUCUGUUUAUCAGCCGACACAAAGUCAUUCCUCAUCGUUAGUCUGGCCCCUCAUAGUUUACAAAACAUUGUCAUCGUCCUGAACAGAAGCACAGCUGGGGUAUUUUGUUUAUAACUGAGGAGAGUUUCCACCAGUGAACACUUUGGUACAUUCUUAGAAAAAAGGGUUCCAAAAGGGUUCUUCGUCUGUCCCCAUAGGAGACCACUUUCUGGUUCCAGGUAAGGGUUCUACAUGGAACUCAAAAGGG